AAAAUAAAAAUUAUUAUUAUAAUUACUUGAAAAUAAUUAUGAAAUACGGACUUGAAUUACAAGAUAAUAUCUUUCCUCCUUGGAGGUUAUCUUAUGUUGCAUAUGAUAUAUUAAAACAAGAAUUGAAGACGAGACAAUUAGAUCAUGGCUGGACUCAAAAAGAUGAAUCAGAUUUUGUUCAUCUUUUAGAUAAUGAAUUAUCAAAAGUAUAUGAUUUUAUUAAUGCAAAACUAGCUGAAAUUGAUGCCAGAAUUCUCUAUUGUGAAAGAACAAUUCAAACGUUACAAAAGAAUCCAACAAUGAAUUCAGAUGCAAAUUAUAGUAUUAUGGACGAAGCAUUAACAGAUAUCUUGUUUGACGUGAAUGAUCUUUCUAAAUUUACUCGUAUUAACUUUACAGCUAUUCAAAAGAUAUUAAAGAAACAUGAUCGUUGGACUGGCCUUGAUCUUAAACAGACUUAUGUAGCUAAACUCCGAGAAAAGCCAUUGGAUAAACAAAGAUUCGAUGUGGCAAUCGUCUAUAUUUCCGCUUUACACGACAUUUGCCGUAAUAGAGGUAAACAGUCUCCUGGAAAUAAUAGUGCGGGUGGAGACCAAAAUGCCUUUGAACGGGCUACAGCCAAGUAUUGGAUUCAUCCUGAUAAUAUCACUGAAGUCAAAGCUAUCAUCAUGUUGCAUUUACCGGUUUUGAUUUUUAACACAGCAAAAAAAUUUGAGGCCUCUGAUUCAGCUGUCUCUAGUAUUUAUUUUGAUAAUCCUAAUUUUGAUCUUUAUACUGGUAGACUUCAAAGAGAUGAAAUGGCUGAGGCUAUUCGAUUUAGAUGGUAUGGACCUUGUUCAUCAAAGAGUAUAUUUAUUGAAAGAAAGACGCAUCAUGCUACUUGGAUGGAUGGUGCUUCUGUAAAAGAUAGAUUUCGUGUCAAUGAAGAUCAAGUGAAUGCCUUUGUCACUGGAGAAUAUACAGCUGAUCAAAUAACAAAUGAACUUCAACGAAAAAAUGUAGAUGAGAAUACAGUUCGUGAUACCCAUUUUAUCGCAUCUGGAAUACAAACCUCUUUUCGAGAAAAGAAUUUGGAACCUGUCCUUCGUGUCUUUUAUAAUCGUACUGCCUUUCAAUUACCAGAUUCUCAACGUCUUCGUAUCUCUCUUGACACUGAUUUAACAUUCAUUCGUGAAGAUCAUUUAGACGGAGUUCAACGUAGACAUAAUAAUAAUUGGAGACGUAAAGACGUUAAUAUCGACCCUCCCUUUUCUUAUCUAAAAGAGCCUGAAAUCUUACGAUUCCCUUAUGCCAUUUUAGAAACAAAACUUCAAACUCAUUUAGGACAAGAGGCUCCUAAAUGGUUAACAUCACUCGUUGAAAGUCAUUUAGUACAUGAAGUCCCUCGUUUCUCAAAAUACUUGCAUGGUGCUUGCCAUUUCUUUAGAGAUAGACUUCCUUUACUUCCCUGGUGGUUAUCAGAAAUGAAUGUCGAUAUUCGCAAACCACGUAAUGAAAACAUAGGUCUCACUCGUUCUCGUAGUUUCAAACCUCUUAUUGAUGGUCGUUAUAGACGUGCGAUGAUUGAAGAGAAGGAACGUUUCAAUAAAGAUGCUGUUAUGAAAAAUGAAGCUGUACCUGCUGUUCCCCCCUUAAACCGAGACCAAUUUGCUAAGCAGUUAGGCAGGAGACGUUCUGCAUCAAUUGAUGAAAAAACAACGGCUGCAUGGAAACCUACAGCGAACAAUAAUAAUAAUAAUAAUACACAUAAUGGUGGAACCGAAGAAUUUACCCUUAUCGAAUUAAAUAGCAAAAAGCCAUCUUCAAAUUCCAACAACAAGACUAGUCUACCCUCUUUUGCUCAACCCUUACUAUCACAGAGUAGUCAUGACAGUAGUUUUAUUGCAGAUGACCCAUUUAGAAGUAAUAAUGUGAGUAGUAAAGAUUUAUCUCCUCCAUUACCUAUUCCAAAGUUUUAUUCAGUACCUGGUGAGAGUAUCAAUGGAAGUACAGGUCGUUUAAUGCCUGCUAAUGAUAUUGUCUUUAAGAAGCAAUUGGGUUCCCCUGUUGAAGCCAUUGAUUUAGAAAGUGGUGAUUUAGAUGGUAACAAAAAUAAGAGAGCAAAAGUUAAAGUCAGAGUAGAACCAAAAACAUUCUUUGCAAAUGAACGUACAUUUAUUGCAUGGCUUCAAUUCUGUGCUCUUUUAUUGACAGUUGCUUUAAAUUUACUUAAUUUUGGUGAUAAUGUGUCACGUAUUGUAGGUGGUGUCUUUAUUGGUUUAUCCGCUGCAGUAGCCAUUUAUGCAUUAUAUAGAUUUGAGAAACGUGCUUGGAUGAUUAAUCAUCUUGAUGAAGGUCGUUAUGACGAUAUUUGGGGUCCUGCUGUUUUAUGUGUUUUGUUGGUUACAGCACUUAUCGUCAAUUUCUAUUUACGUUUUGGCUCUAAUUCAUAUUAGUUAUUUUUAUUUUUAUCGCAUAACUUGCAUACUUUUAUGUCCCUUUUUUUUUUAAUUUUU
Cokeromyces recurvatus is the source of this 2495-nucleotide messenger RNA. Its product is annotated as VTC domain-containing protein. The transcript has 3 exons. Bases 39 to 2435 code for a protein of 798 amino acids. NCBI's taxonomy places the organism in Eukaryota, Fungi, Mucoromycota, Mucoromycetes, Mucorales, Mucoraceae. The record is from RefSeq and is a predicted model, not a curated record. Gene Ontology annotation, cellular component: vacuolar transporter chaperone complex; fungal-type vacuole membrane.